UUGCACUCUUGACCUCCCGUGACACUUUCUACUGUCUCUCUCCCUCAUAUCACAUUCACAGACUCGGAGAAAAGUGGGUAUUAGCUGCAUGAUCAUCAUGAAUAGGAGAAUUGUCCAGGAAAUUUUGCCCGUAAUUGUGAUAAGAUUUCUUAAUGACUGGCUACUCCGUGUAUUCAUUUUAGUCAGCCUCUUCUCACAAAUAGAGCUCCUCCUCCUGGGCAACAGGAGAAAAUAUACACCAGGAAACUGGCUUAGAUCCAUCAUUUGGCAAGCUUACGCAACCAAAGAUGCGAUAAUUGAUAUUUCUAUUGGCGUACUCUUCACGUGCCAAGGAGCUAGUGAAGAUAACUCAUCACAACAAAACGACAUGAUGAAGGCAUUUUGGCUAGCAUUUCUGCUACUGCACCUUGGAGGCCCGGACACCAUCACAGCCUAUUCUUUGGAAGACAAUGAAUUAUGGAGAAGACACUUGAUUCAGCUAUUCCUGAAGUCUCUGUGGGCAUCGAGCAUCUUUUUUAGGUCCUGGAAGGGCACACCACUCAAUAUUCUAACCAUGCUAAUGUUUGUGCCAGGACUGAUCAAGUAUGGGGAGAAAACUUGGUUUCUAAGGUCCGGAAGCAACGAUCAUCUUAGAGAUUCCAUAAUCCGUCAUCGAGACCGAGGGCACACUGACCCAACGGUCGUGCCCUCUGUGUCCACCCCGACCGGUAACCCCCCGACCGGUAACACCCCAACCGGUAGCCCCCCGACCAGUAGCACCUUGACCACCUUGACCGGUAGCCCCUGGUCCCCCCCGACCGGUUGCCCCCAAUACCCCAGGGUCCCCCUCGAUCGGGGGCCCAGCUGUGCGUGUGCCACAUUCAUGGCAGGGUGUAAUGGGCUUUGUUGUGCUGCAGUCAUGGCAGAGUAUGAUGGGGUCAGUUAUGCCGCAUUCAGGACAGAGUGUGAUUGCAAGAAAGCUGAGGAAUAUUGUGUUUCAUGCCAGCCAGAAAGUGAAAAAUCUGAGGUGGUGAAUAUACCUUCGCCAGGCCCAGGGUACCUUCGCCAGCCGGGUACCUUCGCCAGACCCUUUGCAAAAGGCUAUUGAAUUCUUCCCCAAGUUCAAGCGUUUAUUUACAGAUGUCGUCCUUGAGCCGAAAGAUCUUAAACAAAGCAAGUCCUUCUUCGAGACUAUAUCUUGGAAACAAGCUUUCGAAGUGAUUGAGAUUGAGCUUGGAUUCAUGUAUGACAUCUUCUAUACCAAGCCAAUGGUGGCUUAUGAUGAAUGGGGUUUGGUACGCAGUUUCAUCUGUCUAUUUUCAGCAAUCUCAACAUUCAUGGUCUUCUUGACAAUUGACAAGCAUGAGUACUCAAAUAUUGACGUGAUUAUAACAUGGUUGUUGCUGGUUGGAGCAAUUGUUGAGGAGAUCUAUUCUAUUAUUCUACUGUGUUCCUCUGACUGGACCAUGAAUUGGUUGAGCAAACAAGACAAAACACGAGUGACGGUUCUCAUUUGUGAAGCCAUAUCUAGUUGCCGACUACCUUUUCUAUUCCCUGCAAACAAAAGAUGGUCUGAUUCCAUGGCACAGUACAGUCUGAUAAGUUACAGCCUCAAAAAAUUGCCUACCAAGUUCUUUUGCAUUUCUCAGAUGUUGGAGUUCAGAGAGGUCUGGAUUUUCUUCUGCAUUUGUCUGAAGUUUGAGUGUUUUUCUAAGAAUUCAAAUGUCGUCCCCAGAUAUUUGAAAAGUUUGAUCUUUGAACA
Messenger RNA from Vitis riparia (riverbank grape), 1741 nucleotides. RefSeq lists its product as uncharacterized. Lineage: Eukaryota; Viridiplantae; Streptophyta; Magnoliopsida; Vitales; Vitaceae. The transcript has 2 exons. Bases 89 to 1087 code for a protein of 332 amino acids. The record is from RefSeq and is a predicted model, not a curated record.